ACUACUUUUGCUGUCGUUGUAGAGGAAUCGAAGACUAUUUUUUUUUCUUUUCAUUUAAUUAGAAGCAUUUAUUGUGUUGUUUCAUGUUUAAUAGUUUUGAGAGUGGAAUUAGAGAAAAUCCAAACAAUAAUGGAGAGAAGCACUCCUGUGAGAAAACCACACACUUCCACUGCAGAUCUUCUCACUUGGUCCGAGGACUCUCCUCAACCCGAUUCCUCCGCCCGCCCUCACCAGCCGUCUGAUGGGAUCAGAAAAGUGGUGUUUGGAGGUCAAGUGACCGAUGAAGAAUUUGAAAGCUUAAACGGAAACCUUGUUCCGGAGAUAAAAUGGAGUGGGAUUUUUGGAGCCAACGGAGAAAAUGAUGAAUCAGAACACGGCACUAUUAAUCCUGCUUCAAACGGCAAAACUGGACUACGAAUGUACCAGGUAUGCUUUUCCUAAUUCAUUAAUAAUAUUUUACUAACGUUGAUCCAUUGUGUUAAUGUGGCGAUAGGAUGCUAACGUGGUUGUCCGCGUGCGACUGAUAAUGGGAUAGAAAAAUCUUAAUUGAUUGAUUUAAUUGAUUUUUUAGGCAUAAUUGAUUGUUUAACAAAG
Hibiscus syriacus is the source of this 594-nucleotide messenger RNA. RefSeq lists its product as uncharacterized. Lineage: Eukaryota; Viridiplantae; Streptophyta; Magnoliopsida; Malvales; Malvaceae. The transcript is spliced from 3 exons. The coding region runs from base 130 to 441 and encodes 103 amino acids. The record is from RefSeq and is a predicted model, not a curated record.